AUGAACAAUUUAAUUCAUGAACGUGUCAGACACAACCCUCUCAUAAAGCCAGCGGAGAUUGUAGAUUAUGUUAAAGUUGGUGGCGGGAUCGACAUCAAGUAUCACCACGCAUAUCAUGCACUUGAGUUGUUGCAUCAACAUAUUUUUGGUGAUGAUGUCAAAUCUUACACCGAUCUUGCUUGGUGGGUGAAUGCAGUUAGGGAAACAAACCCCGGGUCAUAUAUUUAUUUCGACUUCAAUGAUGUUACACAGAGAUUCAAUAGACUGUUUAUUUGCUUUGGAGCUUGUAGAGAGGGAAAUAAAUUCUGUCGUCCGAUGAUUUUCUGUGAUUGUACAUUUCUUACUGGGACUUUUAGAGGAGGUCUGAUGGCGGCAACAUAUCUUAAUGGCAAUCAAGGUUUUUAUCCUCUCGCAUAUGCAUUAGUUUCUGGUGAAACUAAUGACAAUUGGGAAUGCUAUUGCUAUUUCCACUUGGGCAAAAACUUACCUAUCGCAAAGCCUGACAAAAAUUACAAAGAAGUGACUGAUGUUUUCCAAAAGGAAACAUAUGCGCUUUCUCCUGCAAGAUACGAGGAACCUCUGCAAGAAAUGGUUAAUUUCGGAAGGCCUUGGUUUUCUGACUACUGCCGCAACAUUCCAAGGGAAAAGUGGUCCAGUGCAUUCUUCAAGGGUUGUAGGUAUGGGAAGACUUCUUCAAGCGUUUCCGAGUCGUUCAAUAAUUGGAUUAACCGUGAGAAGAAGUUGCCUGCGUGUGCGUUGGUUGACAAGAUCAGGCUACGUAUUAUGGAGUUGAUGUCAGAAUGUCGCGAAGAGAGUGUGUUGAUGAACCCAGAACUGUUAACCCCUGUGUAUCAAGCCUUGCUUGAACUACACAUUCAACUUGGCCGUCCCUCGAAAGUUAGCCAGUCAGGUGCUAACCUCUUUGAAGUGAAUUCUCCAAGGAUUCUUGAUUAUGUCGAGGAUUAUUUCAAAGCUACCUGUUAUCGUGAGCUAUAUCCAAUAGCUAUUAGACCUGUUUCUAACUACAACAGUUACGAUUCUAUAUUUUUUUCUCACAAGCCUGAUGAGUAUGACGUAGAAGAUACCGUUCUCCCAUCAGCUGUAAUUAGGGCUCCACCAGGCAGAAAAAAGGGAAAGCGUACGAAAAGUACAUGGGAGAAUAGUAGAAAAUCUGUUAAGUGUUCAAACUGCUUGAACAAGCAGCAGAAUGUGAAAUGUAAUAUACCGAUGACGUUGUCAUUCUUUCCACCAUCUAUUAUUUGA
Papaver somniferum (opium poppy) is the source of this 1263-nucleotide messenger RNA. RefSeq lists its product as uncharacterized. The transcript is spliced from 7 exons. The coding region runs from base 1 to 1263 and encodes 420 amino acids. The record is from RefSeq and is a predicted model, not a curated record. Lineage: Eukaryota; Viridiplantae; Streptophyta; Magnoliopsida; Ranunculales; Papaveraceae.